GGGCCGCGCCGGCGGCGGCGACCGCGAUGAUGGAGCUCCAGAUGGACGAGGGCGGCGGCGUGGUGGUGUACCAGGACGACUACUGCUCGGGCUCCGUGAUGUCGGAGCGCGUGUCGGGCCUGGCGGGCUCCAUCUACCGCGAGUUCGAGCGCCUCAUCCACUGCUACGACGAGGAGGUGGUCAAGGAGCUGAUGCCGCUGGUGGUCAACGUGCUGGAGAACCUGGACUCGGUGCUCAGCGAGAACCAGGAGCACGAGGUGGAGCUGGAGCUGCUGCGCGAGGACAACGAGCAGCUGCUCACCCAGUACGAGCGCGAGAAGGCGCUGCGCAAGCAGGCGGAGGAGUGUGAUGAGAUGUAG
Messenger RNA from Condylura cristata (star-nosed mole), 359 nucleotides. Its product is annotated as C-Jun-amino-terminal kinase-interacting protein 3-like. Bases 27 to 359 code for a protein of 110 amino acids. The transcript has 2 exons. Lineage: Eukaryota; Metazoa; Chordata; Mammalia; Eulipotyphla; Talpidae. Gene Ontology annotation, biological process: vesicle-mediated transport. Gene Ontology annotation, cellular component: cytoplasm. Gene Ontology annotation, molecular function: MAP kinase scaffold activity; signaling receptor complex adaptor activity; JUN kinase binding. The record is from RefSeq and is a predicted model, not a curated record.